AUGAGCGCGCCCGGCCCCGACGGCGCGGCCAAGCCCCUGCAGGCCCGCGUGGACCACCUGCUGAGCGCCGUGGAGAGCGAGCUGCGCGCGGGCAGCGAGAAGGGCGACCCCACUGAGCGCGAGCUGCGCGUGGGCCUGGAGGAGAGCGAGCUGUGGCUGCGCUUCAAGGAGCUCACCAACGAGAUGAUCGUCACCAAGAACGGCAGGAGGAUGUUCCCCGUGCUGAAGGUGAACGUGGCCGGCCUGGACCCCAACGCCAUGUACUCCUUCCUGCUGGACUUCGUGGCCGCCGACGGCCACCGCUGGAAGUACGUGAAUGGGGAGUGGGUGCCGGGGGGCAAGCCCGAGCCGCAGGCGCCCAGCUGUGUCUACAUCCACCCCGACUCGCCCAACUUCGGCGCACACUGGAUGAAGGCCCCAGUCUCCUUCAGCAAAGUCAAGCUCACAAACAAGCUCAACGGAGGGGGACAGAUCAUGCUAAACUCCCUGCACAAGUACGAGCCCCGCAUCCACAUAGUGAGGGUCGGGGGGCCGCAGCGCAUGAUCACCAGCCACUGCUUCCCGGAGACCCAGUUCAUAGCUGUGACGGCGUACCAGAACGAGGAGAUCACGGCCCUGAAAAUCAAGUACAACCCGUUCGCGAAGGCUUUCCUGGAUGCCAAGGAGAGAAGUGACCACAAGGAGCUAGUGGAGGACGCCGGGGACCAGCAGGCCGCCUACUCCCAGUCUGGGCCGUGGCUCCUCCCCGGGACGGGCAGCCUGUGCCCGCCGGCCAGCCCGCACCCCCAGUUUGGAGGGGCCCUCCCCCUGCCCCCCACGCACGGCUGUGAGCGGUACCCCGCGCUGAGGGCACACCGCCCGGCCCCCUACCCCAGCGCCUACACGCACCGCAACAACUCGCCGACCUACCCGGACAACUCCUCUGCCUGCCUGUCCGUGCUCCCGUCCCAUGACGCCUGGCCCGGCCUGGGGCUGCCCCCGCCCACCACCGUGCUGCCCGUGGGUGCUGCCAGCGCCGCCCCCGGGGGCUCCAGCCAGUAUCCCAGCCUGUGGUCAGUGAGCAGCGGGGCCGUGCCCCCGGGACCCCCGCCGGCAGGAGUGCCCAGCGGGCUGGGCGCCCAGUUCUUCAGAGGCUCCCCGGCCCACACGGCCCCCCUCAGCCACCCCGUGCCGGCCGCCGCGCCCUCCGGCUCGCCCCUGUACGAGGGGCCCGCCGCGGCCACAGACAUUGCCGACAGCCAGUACGACGCCGCGGCCCAGGCCCGCCUCCUGGCCUCGUGGCUGCCUGUGUCGCCGCCCUCCCUGUGA
Molecule: messenger RNA, 1308 nt
Organism: Sorex araneus (European shrew)
Lineage: Eukaryota; Metazoa; Chordata; Mammalia; Eulipotyphla; Soricidae
Gene: TBXT
Product: T-box transcription factor T
Exons: 8
Coding region: 1-1308 (435 amino acids)
Biological process (GO): cell fate specification; regulation of transcription by RNA polymerase II; heart morphogenesis
Cellular component (GO): nucleus
Molecular function (GO): RNA polymerase II cis-regulatory region sequence-specific DNA binding; DNA-binding transcription factor activity, RNA polymerase II-specific
Source: RefSeq, a predicted model, not a curated record